UCCCAGCUUUCUGAAAAGAUUUACUGAUGAGGAAACCAGUGACUGCACAUCGGAUCACAAGGAGACUUAUUUGUGCAACAUUCUGGAUAUCCGAGAAGAUGCCAGGUAGAUUCCAACGAUACAAUAAAUUUUGAGGGACAGCGCAAGGGGGCGCAUCCAGCCUCGCAGCCUCCCAGGGCCCAACCCACAGCCAGCGAGCUCCGAUGCCCAGAGAGGCAGGAAACGGGGCCAGCCAGGGGGACUCGAGAGCGGCUGCACUUUCCUGUCCCCCGCCGAGGAGAGCGGAGGAGCAGCGGCCCGUGGCCUGGCGAGUUUCCCCGGAGAGGAGCCGGAUUCCGCUGCAGGGACGGAGCGAGGAGUCCGAGCAGGGCAGCGUACAAAUGGAAGAGCAGAGGCCAAGGAGACCCAUUCAAAGGGCGAGACUGGAAUCCAAAGGGAAAAAAUCUGCUGCAGACCAACCUGGGACCAUCAGGGAUCUUCUGCCUCGGGCAGAUUUACAUCAAAUUAAGCAGGAGUCAGAGGAGGAGGAGCCGCAGCAGCACUGGGAUGCCCAGUGGCAGGAUUUCCUGAAGACGAUGCACCCCCCUCGUUCACGGUGGGAAACCCCACAGGCUCCCAGUCCUCCCCUCUCUGGGCAUGGUGUCCUUCCGGCCUCCUUCAGGGGAGCUGCGGGUGCCAGUCGGUGGCCCAAUGGGAGAGCAGGGGGGACAGACCAGACCCUGCCAGACCUGAGUGGGGAGGCACACGAGGAAGGAGGGGAGCAGAUUUCCUCUGUGAAAGUGAAGGAGGAGAUCCUGGACGAGGAGGAGGAAGACGGCAAGAUGAGGUCGGAGAUGGAGCGGCAGAGCUUCCGGCGGUUCUGCUACCAGGAGGCCGAGGGGCCCCGAGAGGCCUGGCUUCGGCUCCAGGAACUUUGCUCCCGGUGGCUGAAGCCAGAGAGGCGCACCAAGGAAGAGAUGGUGGAGCUGCUGGUCCUGGAGCAGUUCCUGACCAUCCUGCCUGCGGAAAUGCAGAUCUGGGUUAAGGGAUGCAGGCCAGAGACCUGCGCCCAGGCGGUGGCCCUCGCUGAGGACUUCCUGCUGCAGCUGCAAGACACCGAGGGGCUUCCGGGAAAGGUGUCUUGGCCUGCAGAAGAUCUUGCUAAUUCCCCAAAGUCUGAACAAGAUCUGUUAGACACAGCAAACAUUCAUCUCUCUGCAGAGGCUGAGGAGGAGAGCGAAGAGGAGGCCAGCUUUCUGGGCAGCGACCACGCGUAUGAGAAUGGGGGCGAGUCCUUCCCCUUCGAAAGGCACCCACAAGUGGGAAUCAGUGGAGUGUCCUUGGCAAGAAUCAACGGGAAAUUUUUCCAGGUUUGUGGGUUGGGAGAGAUGCCAGGCGAUCAACAGAGUCAAGAAAGCCACCGGGAGAACUCAGCAGGGGUCCAAGCUUUUCUUUGUGAUGAGAGCAACAGAGGAAGCACCUUCCCCGAGGGAAGCCAGAAGGCGAAGAGGAAAAGGACAGGCCCUGACUGGGGCAGCGUUUUGCGCCGGAGCUUUGAUUUCCCUCGGAAUCAGAAGAUGCAGAAGCUAUACACGUGCACCUACUGCGGGAAGAUCUCCAACAACAGUGCGCACAUGAUUAUCCACGAGAGGACCCACACUGGGGAAAAGCCGUACAAGUGCUCAGAGUGCGGCAAGUGCUUCAGCACCAACUGCAACCUUAUGAAGCACACGAGGGUCCACACGGGCGAGAAGCCGUACAAAUGCUCGGACUGCGGGCGGAGCUUCAGCGACAAGGCCUCCCUUAUCGUACACGAGAGAACCCACACGGGAGAGAAGCCUUACGAGUGUCCGAUGUGUGGGAAAAGCUUCACCUCCAGCUCCAACCUCAUCACACACAAAAGGGUGCACACGGGGGAGAAGCCGUAUAAGUGCUCCGAGUGCGGCCAGAGCUUUGUCCACAGGCCCCAGCUCGUCAUCCACAUCCGGACACACACGGGAGAGAAGCCGUACGAGUGCCUGGAGUGCGGCAAGAGCUUCAAUCAGAAAGCAGACCUCAUUAUACACGGGCGAACCCACACCGGGGAGAAGCCGUACGAGUGCGCGGAGUGCGGGAAAAGCUUCAUCUCAAGCUCUUACCUCCGGAAACACGAAAGGCUUCACACGGGGAAGAAAACCCAAGCCGGGGAAGAAACCCACAAGUGCAGCUACUGCAGGAAGAGCUUUAUCAGCCGGUCCAAGCUUCUCAUCCACGAGAGAACGCACACAGGAGAGAAACCCUUUGAGUGCACCGAGUGUGGGAAAAGCUUCAGCACGAGCUCCAACCUUGUCAAUCACAAGAGGGUGCACACGGGAGAGAAGCCCUAUCAGUGCACGGAUUGUGGGCAGAAGUUCAGCACGAACUCCAACCUUGUCAACCACAGGAGGGUUCACACAGGCGAGAAGCCCUACGAGUGCUCGGAUUGCGGGCAGAGCUUUGGCCACAAAGCAUCCCUUAGACGACACAAGAGAAUCCACUCGAGAUUGAAAAACAAAUCCCUCCCCCUUUUGGAUUUCUUAUCCUUGGAGCCAUUAGGGGGCUGCUGCCAAGGGCGAGCAAGGCAAAGCCGGCCUGAAGCAGGAAUAAAAAUGGAGGAGCAAGACCUGAAAAUGGAGGAGCAAGACCCGCAGGGCUGGGAAUCUCAGCGGCAGAAGGUUUUGCCACUGCAGAUGCAGCCCCCAUUUUCAGGGUGGAAAAGCUUGCAGGUGCCUCAACAGGUGUCCAUGGGAGUUCAUAAGGAUACCCAGGUCUCUUUCAGCAGGUGGCCUAGUAGAAGGGAAGAUUCUCCUGUGGAAGUGAAGGAAGAGAUUCUGGAUGCGGAUGCCGCCAGCUUGGAGAUGCGGCGCCAAAGCUUCAGGCAGUUCUGCUACCUGGAGACUGACGGCCCUCGAGACGUGUGCAAUCAUCUCCAGGAACUCUGCUAUCGGUGGCUGAAGCCAGACAGACACACCAAGGAGCAGAUCGUGGACCUGGUGGUUCUGGAGCAGUUCCUGACCAUCCUGCCCCAGGAGAUGCAGAGCUGGGUCUGGGAACGUGGUCCGGGGAACUGCAGGGAGGCUGUGGCUCAGGUGGAGGAUUUCUUGAUGCAGAUCCACUGGGAGGCCAUGAGAACAGAACAAGAGGUCCCCGGCCUUUCAGAAGAAGGGCCUGUUAACUUGCCUAUGUUGGAGCAGAAUUCAUCAACCACCAUGGAAAUCCAUCUCUUGCUGGAAGCCAAGCAAGAGGGCGAUGAUGGGGAGACCAAGCUGGUGGCAGGUGAUAUGCAAGUGAGGAUGAAGGAGGAGGAUUCUGAGCUGGAAAGACUUGACUGCAUGAACGUUGACACAACAUCCUUGAAAAGUGCUGAAAGCCUAUCCCUCCAGGCCACUGAGGAGGAAGUGAGGGAUAUAGGUCAGCAAAGACCCAUACAUCACCAGGAAGUCCAUCUGGGAACAGCAGCAGAAAACACUGUUCAUCCCAAGGAAUGUGAUGAAAGGCCCUUCCAAGGGAGGGUUCAUGGGUGUAAGAGAGAAAAGAUGGCCUCUGACACUGGGAAAAGCCUCUCCCAGAACUUGGUCCUUCUCAAUCGUCAGAGGAUGCAGAAGGGAGAAAAGGCCUUCAAAUGCUCAUACUGUGGGAAAAUCUCAAACGGAAGGACGAACCUGAUGAUACACGAGAGGACCCACACGGGGGAGAGGCCCUACGAGUGCUCAGAGUGCGGGAAGAGCUUCAGCACCACCUCAAACCUCAUAAACCACAAGAGGGUUCACACGGGGGAGAAACCAUACACGUGCUUGGCUUGUGGACAAAGCUUCAGCCAUAAUGCGUCCCUGAUAAGACACAGGAGGACCCAUACGGGGGAGAAGCCGUACGAGUGCUCAGACUGUGGGAAAAGCUUCAUUCAGAAAGGAGAACUGAUUGCGCACAAGAGGACCCACACUGGAGAGAAACCGUACGAGUGUGCCGAGUGCGGAAGAAGCUUCAGCACCAGCUCUCACCUGAUAAGGCAUAAGAGAGUCCACAUGGGUGUGAAGCGAUGGAACUGCGUAGACUGCGGCAAAGGCUUCCAUCAGAAACUCAGCCUUAUGAAGCACAAGGGGACCUACACUGAGGAGAAGUAAUAAAAGUACAGAGCAAGGAUGAGGGAACCUGUGGUUCUCCAGAUGUUUGGAACUCCCACUCCCACCAGUCUAAGCUAGCAUGACCCAAUGUUUGGGAAUGAUGGGAGUUGUAGUCCAGCAAUAUCUGGCGAGUCACAGCUUGUCCAAGAAUAUGGGUAGAGGGCUUCAGGUAGAAAGCCAUAUUGUCUUGUUUCCACGAUGGAGGUGGACAGAGAGAGGCUGUGAUCAGCAGCUCAGGAAUAGCUUGGUCCUUACAGUUUCUAAAAACAUACAAAUAAUGUGUGCAAACAUAACUUUCCCAAUCUAACCAUGGUUGGAGAUCAAUAUCAUGCCACAGAUUCGCUCCCCAUCUCCUCUAUAGUACACCCUGCUUCUUUCCCUCAGUGGACUUAACCAUAGCUCAGGAUUGUGUCUACCUGUAGCUCGUGUUAAUCAGGAUUUGCACACCUGCUGCAGUGGCAGCAAGAUGCGUACACGUACAGUCAAUUAAAAGUUGGUUUUAUUCCAGAAAAAGCAUGCCACUUGUCUGGAGCUCUCUGCCCCCGUGACUUAUGGCUACCCUGAUGAUGACUCAACUAAAUCCUCAGCGUUGUUCUUCUUCCUCCGCAAACAAUGCACAAAAACAAAGCUCUUCCGUUGCUUCAAUAUCCCCUUUUCUUGUACCCCUCCUCUUCUGCGUUCUUGCACGCUGACAGGUUUGCAAACUGGUUCGGACAAGCUAUCGUCUGCUAAGUCCUGUGUUUCUCUGGGCUGUGAACUCCCCCCUGCCCUUUCCUCUGAUCUUCCCAUGACAAACCUCCCUUCGUCUCCUGGGCUGCCGUCCAAGUCUGGCAGCUGCUGCUGUUCGCUUGCUGGCUCCAGCCUGACACCUGCUUAAGAUUCUGGUUGCAGUCUUGUCUGAAGAUAACCAUGGUUAGAAUUAGCGCUGUUGUCAAUGUAACACUACACCAUGGUUAGCUCUAAAAAAAGAGGAGGAGGGGACAAGAAUUCUGGCGAAGGGGAAGAAGAUUCGGGUGAAUGGAGAGUCUGUGAGCACAUAUUUUGCAUCCCAAACCAUGGGAGAACGUUGCCGCUGGCACGGGCUGCUCUCUAUACACACCCUCCUGGACAGACCUCAAAUAUUUAUAUUAUUUAUUUGCAAUAUUAACUGCCAAUAUAAAAAAAUAUGCCGUGAUGGCGAACCAUGUAAAAUCAAGAAUAAAUUUGCCUUCGGAAAUCCAAGUGCAAAUGAUAAAUCACUACAUCAGAUCAAAAGAGAUAGGUCAGCCAUCAAGACCAGUUUAUUGGCUCUCAUCCAGCUGUGCCUUGGCACCAAUCCAGUUGUUGCACAGCCACACCUGAUUCACAUGUUAUGAAGCAGAAUUGGGUGCCAUCAGGACGCUCCAAAUCCUGUCUUAGUUGCUCCCAACUGCUUUGUAUAAAUCAGGGGUAGGGUACCUCUCUCACCCUCGGAAUCCCACCGCCAGGAUGCACCCCUGCUUUGCUCCCCACUUGUUUUCUUGCCCAACUGGAAUGUCUUCUUGAACUCAUGAUGUCUCUUGCGUCUCUGGAAAGCUGCAAAGGUAAAGUUUACAUUAGUUGCUCCUCCCACUUUUGCCACUUGGACACUCCCGCUGUUGGCAUGUGACCCGUGGAAGGUUGCUCAGAGGGGAAUGCAGUUCUUCAGAUCAAAAACGGUUCCCCAUCUCUGCUAUAGAUGUCUAAUAGCAUUGGGAUAAGUGCCCUGUGGAACCCAGAUUCCAAGGGGCUGAAGAGCAGCUCCCCUGAAGCUGCUGCUUACAACCAACCCUGGAGGUAACUGCUGUGAAACUGUGAGCGCAUUCAGUACAUGCCCCACAGGGCCGACCCCAGAGGAUCCCCUGGCCAAUGGCAUCAAAAGGAUAUUGAGAUCAGGCCCUGUUGGGCAGCAGGAGGGGCAAAACUCUGGGUGUGCAGAAAGUCUGAGAAACGGAGGCUAAGAGCAGUGGAAAGAGCCAGGAGGGCUGGGAGAAAGCAACUGAGCAUUUAUUUCUAAAGACAGCUCUUCUGCGCAAGAGAUGCUUUUUGAAAUAAAAAUACUGCAACCAGCUAGUAGCAGGGCCCAGUUCACCCGUGAGGCAGUUGCCUCAGAGGGCAGAUUGGGGGACAGUAAGGGAGGGGCCGCAGGUCCAAGCCCCAGGGACGCUGCUUUCCUCACUGCCUCCUGUUGCCUGCCUCCUCCCCUGCUGCUCUCUAGCCUCCUUUUUUCACCCCCUCGGGCAGCAGCUUCAGUGGGUGAUAACUUCAGCAGCAGUAGCAGGUGAUCACCAUUUUCUGUUUUGCUUCAAGAGGCAGUGGACUCUGCAACACAAAAAGUGGUGGACUCUCCUUCUGGGAUCAAAUCAGAAAUCUCUCUCAUUCUGGGAUCAAAUCAGAAACCAGGACGGCGUCUCUAAAUCAGGGACAUCCCUGGAAAAUAGUGACACCUGGAGGGUCUGUCUUUCCCUGCUUUUUCAUUCGCUGCCUCUGGUCUCCUGCAUCCAUUUAGCAGAGGAGGGGAGUGGUUUUGGCCUUCAUACUUCUCCAGCCCCCACCCCACCUCACCCCCAAUAUAACCAAAAGCACAAUAUAACCAAAAACACACACACCAUUUGGGAGUGAGGACCAAAAAAAUAAAAUUGUUUUACUAUUUUAUUACUUAUUUUCACAGUUCAAUCUAUCUAUAAAUUUUAUUGUUUAUAGCCAAUGGCCACCACAAUACAAUAUGAGCACAAAUCACACAGCUGCAAAACAAAAGACAUUGCAUGCACCAGGCCAGGAUACAUCUAUAGCGUCCAAAAUUUAUUUUCAAGGUUGUUUCAAUGGGAAGGAUAUAGGGCAGCAGAGUCCAGGUGGUGAGGUCCAGAUUACAGCUUCCAUCAUCCUUGACUGUCAUCCCUGCUGGCUGAAGCUGAUGGGAACUGGACAACAUCAUCUGGGGACACCUCAAUGGCUAUUCUGUGAUAUACAGAAUCUACAAUACUCUCCUGGUAUGUCCCACGGAGGACCUUAAGGUCCAUAAAUAGCAACACCCUAGAGGUCCCGGGUCCUAAGGAAGUUAGAUUAGCCUC
Podarcis muralis (Common wall lizard) is the source of this 7186-nucleotide messenger RNA. The record is from RefSeq and is a predicted model, not a curated record. NCBI's taxonomy places the organism in Eukaryota, Metazoa, Chordata, Lepidosauria, Squamata, Lacertidae.